Messenger RNA from Dendrobium catenatum, 1751 nucleotides. Its product is annotated as squalene monooxygenase. Gene Ontology annotation, cellular component: membrane; endoplasmic reticulum. Gene Ontology annotation, molecular function: squalene monooxygenase activity; flavin adenine dinucleotide binding. The record is from RefSeq and is a predicted model, not a curated record. Bases 160 to 1737 code for a protein of 525 amino acids. The transcript has 8 exons. Lineage: Eukaryota; Viridiplantae; Streptophyta; Magnoliopsida; Asparagales; Orchidaceae. Gene Ontology annotation, biological process: sterol biosynthetic process.
GGCGGUGGUAAGCGAAAUAACUGAAGGGCGGAGGAUCAGAAUCCGCGGUUACGACAAGCCAAAUCUCUACGUCCCGCUCCUCUGCGACCGAAAGGUAAACGGGCCAGGGAGGAGGAGAAGAGAGAGAGAGAGAGAGAGAGAGGCGUACUUCGAUUGACAAUGGUGAUGCCACUUUCGUAUCUCGUCGGAGGCGUCGUCGCCUUUCUAUUGGGCUUUCUCGUACUGAUCAGAUCGCGGGAUGAGAAAAAGAAUAAGCCUGCCAAUGCCGGCGUUCCGGCGGAGAUUUCGAAGGCUGGUGGAGGCGGCGGUGGGGGUGAAAAUGGUUCUGCGGAUGAUGGGGCCGAUGUCAUCGUCGUUGGUGCUGGGGUUGCUGGAUCGGCUCUUGCCUACACUCUCGGUAAAGAUGGGCGCCAAGUGCAUGUUAUUGAGAGAGAUUUGACAGAGCCUGAUAGGAUUGUUGGUGAACUUUUACAACCAGGAGGCUACCUCAAAUUGGUUGAGUUAGGCCUUGAAGAUUGUGUUGAAGAAAUUGAUGCGCAGCAUGUUUUUGGUUAUGCUCUUUUCAAAGGUGGUCAGAAUACCAAACUCUCCUAUCCCUUGGAGAAAUAUGGUUCUCAUGUUGCUGGGAGGGGCUUUCACAAUGGGCGAUUUAUACAGAGGAUGAGAGAAAAAGCUGCAUCUUUACCCAAUGUUCGGAUGGAGGAGGGAACUGUCACAUCCUUGCUUGAAGAAAAUGGGAUCGUCAAGGGAGUGAUAUACAAAAGUAAAGCUGGUAAUGAGAUGAAAGCUUUUGCUCCACUGACCAUUGUGUGUGAUGGUUGCUUUUCAAACCUCAGGCGUGCUCUCUGCUAUCCAAAGGUGGAUAUUCCAUCUUCUUUUGUUGGCUUGAUCCUCGAGAAUUGCAAACUUCCAUUUUCAAAUCAUGGGCAUGUCGUCUUAGCAGAUCCUUCCCCCAUUCUUUUUUAUCCCAUAAGCAGCACAGAAGUUCGUUGCUUAGUUGAUGUACCUGGAAGGAAAGUGCCUUCCUUAGUAAAUGGGGAAAUGGCAAAUUAUCUGAAGACCGUGGUAGUACCCCAGAUACCGAGUCAGCUCCAUGAUGUCUUCAUUGAGGCUGUUGACAAAGGAAAAAUUAGAACCAUGCCAAAUAGGAGUAUGCCAGCUGCUCCUCUUCCUACACCUGGAGCACUUCUGAUGGGUGAUGCAUUCAACAUGCGACAUCCACUAACAGGUGGGGGAAUGACUGUGGCAUUGUCAGAUAUUGUGGUGCUACACAAUCUACUUAAGCCACUGCGUGAUCUCCAUGAUGCAUCUUCUCUGUGUAAAUAUUUGGAAUCCUUCUAUACCUUGCGUAAGCCCGUUGCUUCUACAAUAAACACUUUGGCUGGUGCGCUGUACAAGGUUUUCAGUAGUUCACCUGAUCAGGCUAGAAAUGAAAUGCGACAAGCAUGUUUUGAUUAUCUAAGCCUUGGAGGCACUUGUUCCACCGGACCUAUAGCCUUACUCUCUGGUUUGAACCCACGUCCACUGAGCCUAGUUGUCCACUUCUUUGCUGUUGCUAUAUUUGGGGUUGGCCGGCUCUUGUUUCCAUUUCCUUCGCCAAAGAGAGUGUGGAUUGGAGCUAGGUUGAUUGCUAGCGCAUGCGAAAUCAUUCUCCCUAUCAUAAAAGCAGAGGGGUUUAGACAGAUGUUCUUUCCUGCAACUGUUCCUGCGUAUUACAGAGCUCCUCCUACAAACUGAAACAAUCCAAAACA